Choloepus didactylus (southern two-toed sloth) is the source of this 3867-nucleotide messenger RNA. It is a transcript of the gene ARF6, whose product is annotated as ADP ribosylation factor 6. Gene Ontology annotation, cellular component: cytoplasm. Gene Ontology annotation, biological process: vesicle-mediated transport; intracellular protein transport. Bases 645 to 1172 code for a protein of 175 amino acids. Lineage: Eukaryota; Metazoa; Chordata; Mammalia; Pilosa; Megalonychidae. The record is from RefSeq and is a predicted model, not a curated record. The transcript has 2 exons. Gene Ontology annotation, molecular function: GTP binding; GTPase activity.
GUCCGAACGGUCGGCCUUUGCUGCGCCUGCGUAAUCGGGAGGGGAAGUGAAGCGGUUUCCUCGGCGCCUUUUCCGGCGGCGGCGGCGGCGGCGCUGGCGGCAGAGCGGGGAGGAGGCGGUGGAGGCCGGAGGUAGCCCUCGCUCGGGGCGGCGGCUGGAGGCAGCACACCGAGUUCCCGCGAGGAUCAGUGACCUGACGAGGCGCCGGAGUCGCGCUGCUUCUCGGGUGGCCUGGGUUAGUGGUGAACCCGGUGCUUGCGGACCGGCGGGCGGGCCGGAGGGCCGUAGUCUCCCGCGGCGGUGUGAGAAGGCCGAGGAGCGGGAACUGCGGUGGCGCUUGUGCGGCGCCUGCGGGGGGGAGGGCAGUUCCGGGCCGGGCCGCGCCUCAGCAGGGCGGCGGCUCUCCCGGCGCAGACUCAGGGCCCCGGCGGCGGCGGCGACUGGAAGAAUCAGGUUGUGCGGUCGGUGAUGCCCGAGUGAGCGACGGGCCCGGGCCUCUGCCCCUAGGCGGCAACUCCCAGAGCAGGCCGGACGGGCGUCCUCGCGGCAGGGAGGCUUCGUUUCGGUUUCGCGGCGGCGGCGGCGUUGUUGGUUGGGGGGACCCGGGACACCUGAAUGCCCCCGGCCUCGGCUCUUCCGACGCGAUGGGGAAGGUGCUAUCAAAAAUCUUCGGGAACAAGGAAAUGCGGAUCCUCAUGCUGGGGCUGGACGCGGCCGGCAAGACCACCAUCCUGUACAAGCUGAAGCUGGGCCAGUCGGUAACCACCAUCCCCACCGUGGGUUUCAAUGUGGAGACGGUGACUUACAAAAACGUCAAGUUCAACGUAUGGGAUGUGGGCGGCCAGGACAAGAUCCGGCCACUGUGGCGGCAUUACUACACCGGGACCCAGGGUCUGAUCUUCGUAGUGGACUGCGCCGACCGUGAUCGCAUCGACGAGGCCCGCCAGGAGCUGCACCGCAUUAUCAAUGACCGGGAGAUGAGGGACGCCAUAAUCCUCAUCUUCGCCAACAAGCAGGACCUGCCUGAUGCCAUGAAACCCCACGAGAUCCAGGAGAAACUAGGCCUGACCCGAAUUCGGGACAGGAACUGGUAUGUGCAGCCCUCCUGUGCCACCUCUGGGGACGGACUCUAUGAGGGGCUCACAUGGUUAACCUCUAACUAUAAAUCCUAAUGAGCAUUCUCCACCCCUCCCCCCGGAAGGAGAGUUAUCAAAAACCCAUUCAUAGGAUUAUCGCCACCAUCACUUCUUUUCAAUUGCCACUUUCUGUUUUUUUGAAUUUGAACUCUGGAGUUACUGUUCUAUACUUUUAAGGGGUGGUUUGGGGGUUUUCUUUUGUUUAUCUGUUUCUUUCUUUUCUUUUUUUUUGCUUUGCGUUAGGAUGCUAUGAUCUGACAUGAACAUAAAGUGCUAGAUGCAAUGUUGACUUCCAGCAAAGGGGACGGGGGAAAUACAGCAAUUCUUGGUAAAGUCCUUUAUAAUAAUGGUUUGAUUUUUUUUAUUUUAAGAGAAUCGUUUUUUCCAAUGUAUGCUUUUUUCCCCUUUGCCCAGUUUCCUUAUCAUUUGCUGUAGAUGGCUUAUUUUGCAUUCAUGCAGACUAUGUUGCAAGUCUGUUUCAUCUAGUAAACUGAAAAUUAUUGCUUAAUCAAACUGCCGUUUUGUCUUUUAUAUUAAGGCCUUUUCCCCUCCCUUAGGAGUUCUAAUUUUAACUUAGUAAUUUCAAAUGUGACCUUUUCUAUCUACAACCGGUAUAGUAAACUUAGCCCACAGUGGCAAAUAAUGACUAAUAUCAUUGUAAUAUGUUCCAGUGGCACAUCAGUAUGUUAAACAGGUAAUGGAAGAAGUUCUUUGAAAUGUCAAAGUUCUGAAAUAUACAUCAUGCAUGAGUAGGGACAAAACCUGUUCCCCAUAAUAUAGCUAACUUACACUGCAUAAAAACAUGAAAGUGUAACCCAUUGAGGACACAUCUUUUCACUGCAAAGUUAGCAAUUUUGCGUGUUUUCCCUCAUUUUUAAAAACUUAAUAGACUCUUUCCAGAAAGUGGAGCAAUAAUGGUGUAUGCCACACGCAGAUGAAAUAUUUGUAGAUAUUUUAAAUGACUUUUUGGCAAAACUGGAAUAUGUAGUUUUACUUUAUUUCAAAUGUCUAUGACUAGUAGUUUUAAAAUUACUGGAAUACCUUGCUUGUUAUUAAAUCAGUUAAUUCAAAUUAUAUGCAGCUUUUACCUAGUUGGAGAAAUACACAUUCCUGUUUUCACAUUACAGCAACUGAUUAAGCUGAAGCUAUAAAUCAUUUUUUACAGAUGUGAUCCAUAUCUUCAUUAAUUAGAACACUGGAAAAGAUGUUUUAUAAAAAAGAUAUUUUAAUUUUGUUCAAUCAUAAGAUUAACUCUUGCAAGUAGUAAGUCAUAUACUUGUUGGUUCCAUAAUAUACUAUUUCCUUGAAGGAAAUGAAUGAAUGAUGUGUAGACUUGAGGAAUGACGAGGGGAAUUAGGAUAAAGAGAAAGAACCUACAGAUGACAAUGAAUGUAAACGUAUUUUUCUUGAAGGGAAUGCAGAUAAACAGAUCCUAACAAGAUGAGUUGCUUAACUGUAACUAGGUUGUUGAGACCACUAUGAUAAUACUUUGAACUAAAUGUUAGUGCUUGAUACAGAACUGUGAAGCAGCAUCUGGUUCUUACUGUAGUCUUAACGAUUAAUUUUAACGAUCCUCAAGGAAUUAAACUUAGGGAAUUUCAGAAAUGUAGACUGCAAAGGCAGUAUACAGGUAAAGGUGGAGCGGGUUUUAUUUAUGAGGGUGUAUGAAAGCUAAAAUUGAGCGGGAUAUCAUGGUAUAGUUGGACAGUAUUGGUCCUUCAUGCUUUGGCCAUAUUGUAUAAUUGAGCUGUUACCAAAGAUGUAUGACAAGUAUAAGGCUAUCAAAAAAUUAUCUAUUCAAAGUAAAACUCUUUGACAUUUUACUUAAAGCAGAUAAAACGGUGCUAUGUUACAGGCUCCUGAUGGUGCAGAGGGUUUUUGAAUUCAAAAUGCAAUUAAAGUAUCAAGCUGUCAUUUUCACUUUAGUGGAAGUAUCUCUAGAAGUGAGACUGACAAACACAUAUAAGAACAUUGGUUGCUUUAAACAUACCCAAAGCUCCACCAUAAAUUUAAUUAAGUGUUAACUGAUUAUAUUUUAAGGUACAUAAACAUGGGUGAUACAAAUAUCAAUGCUGUAGUAACAUCCUGAAACAAGACAAGCACAAAGGUGUAAAUGCCUAAACUGGAGGAAACUUGAAACCCUCAUGUUAAUUCUUAAAUGUAGUAUUUCUAACUUGUGACAAACAGAUUGGUAGGCAGCCAUUUUUUGUGUCUUAAAAUAACUGGGGGAAUAGUUCGAAUUUUAUACAUCAAGUGAUUGCUUUUGACUAUUGCAGUUGAGAUGUGGUUAUUUUUAGUUUAUUUGAAAUGUCUGAAAAAGGGGGGUGGGAGCAAAUAUUUGAAAUUUGGAAAACCCUAAACCCUUUUAGUAAGAAAUUGUAAUUUGCACUUACAUUUUGUUUAAGUAUAAAAAAGGUUUAUGAUUGAUGUAGUUAAAUCAGUGGUGAUCGUGGGGCAGGUAAUAUCCUGCAGAAAAAGCUAUAAUCUAAAAACUUAAGACUUUAAAAAUAAGAUCUUGAAGCUUUUAUUUAAUUGCAUCAACUUCUGUAUUUAUGUCAAUUUAUAAACUGCAGUAAAUUUUGAAUGAGAUUAAUCUUGUCUAAUAUAGGUAAAUGAGUCUGUAGACUGUGAUCUCCCAAAACUAAAAAUUCAGUUCUUGAAAUUGUGUUCUUCAUGGUUGUAGUGUUGGUAAAGCACUAAUAUGCAGAAAAUAAAGGAAUUACACAGUGCA